CGGGAACCAUGGGCGGGCGGGGUUCGGGGAGGAGGCCGAGGCAGCAAGAUCUUCCUCCCACACGUAUCCUCUCACUUUCCUUUCUCACGCCCAGUCAUCUUCCAGACAUCCUUGUGUGUGGUAGAGGCGACGUCCGGUCUACCCAAACUGCUACUGUAGUGAAGGACUUUGGUGUAAUUGAGGGCCUGUGAUGUUACUGUAGCGUACGGGAGAGAAGUGAGAGCCAUGGACAUACGUAUAAUCAUUUUCCUGGUGGCAUGGUGCGCGUGGGUGACUCCUUCCAAGCUAGACUCCCAGGUACCUGCGUGUCCUUCAAGGAAUUCAUGUCAGCUGCGUAAUGUCUCCGAUUAUACCGCUGACAUUCAAGAUCCGUGUUAUUGCGACGCUCUCUGCAACACAUACGCCGACUGUUGCCUUGAUGCAGAGUACAGGAACGCGAGCCAGCAGAAAAUCGACAGGCACAGUGACUUCUGGUGUAGCACUUUUGGUGGUGAGACCUUCCCGUCCUACGUGAAGCAGGCUAAGUGUAAGGAGGGAUGGACCGAAAGGAAGGCAGAGGCUCUGUGUCUAAGGGAUAACACGUACACUGACCCCCUCUCUGGCCUAUUAGUAACCAGCAGAAUCAGCGGCAUCACUUACCAGAACUAUUACUGUGCCAUCUGCAACGAGGACAUCCUGGACCUCAGAAUGUGGAAAGGUAAGCUUUCCUGCAAUGUGCCUCGUGACGCAAAAGUUAACCUAACGGACUUACAAUUCAACGGUGAUGCAUGGGGCGUCUUCUAUGGGAGCCCCGAGGAUGGGGAUUUCCGUACUUGCUCCCUGGAAGCGGAACGCCCCCAGGAUAUAAAGAAUCUGACGAGAAUAUGUCCUUCCUCUUCCGCAAUCACGACGUGCCCUGAUGGCUGGCCUGACCAGGAGGUGGCGGCGCAGUGCCAGUCCUACACCGCAGUGGUAUAUUACGACUGGAAGACGUACCGGAACCCUCACUGUGCCCUCUGCAACAACAGGACGGAUUACUAUACUUGCAUUCCACCGCACCCAUCCAUUGCUUUCGGCAAAGCUAGUCCAGGUGUUAGAUUUGGGCCAGUGUCUUUCGCCCAAAUAUUAGAUUUCGCCGACGACAACAACUUGGUGGGUUCCUCGUCACCCUGCAGUCUCACGCAGGUUUGGGAUCCAUUCUUUAAGCGGUGCAGGAGCAUCGUGUGUUCCAAGCCUCACCAGGACUAUAGGUACGGAGAAUGCGAGGACGUGAGAGAUGUUGAUUUAACAAGUAAUUACACGGCAUCCAAUGAGGCUCCUCCCUCGACGAACUUCACGUCAGAGUUCCUAGAGUGCCACAAGGUCGUCCUCAUGGAAGGGGAGUUCCUUUUCCUGGACAACGGCAGCGCAUACAUUGCGGAGUAUGAUCGCUCCUACAGCCCGGGGGAAUAUGCGGGCAGCGGCGAAGGAGGCCUGCUGGUUUGCCUGCAUGACGACGCCUUAGAUUCUUCGCGCAAGUUUUCGGCGGUGCUCGGGUGGGUGUCCCUGGCGGGCCUGGGUUUGUCAUGCACGGCCCUGCUGCUACACCUGGCAGUCUUCGCUCUCUUGCCAGAGCUGAGGAACCUGUCUGGCAAAAACCUGGCGUCACUGAGCUUGGCGCUGCUGGCCGCCUAUGUCACCUUCAUGGUGAACACGGUCCUGCGGCCCGGGCCCUCUGGCUGCCUCGUGCUAGCCGCCGCCAUGUAUUACUUCUUCGUCACUUCCUUCACCUGGAUGAAUGUCAUCGCCUUCGACGUGUGGUACAGCGUCCACCUCACCCAGCGCCAGCUCCGGGUAUCCACCGGCGGCCAGUGGCGGCGGUUCAUCGCCUACUCCCUGUACAGCUGGCUGCUGCCGGCCGCUGCCACGCUGGCCCUGCUGCUGGUGGACCAGUUCGAGCCCCACGGAGUGCCUGAGGACUUCCUUCCCCGCCUGGGUCGGACGUGGUGCUGGUUCUCCCAUCGCAAGGCGCUGCUGGCGUUCUUCGCGGCGCCCAUGGUGGUCAUCAUCGUGGUGAACUGCGUCCUCUUCGUCAGCACCGCCGCCAUAAUUACGCACGCCGGCAGCACGGCGGCGGCCACCUCGGCGCGGGGCGGCUACCAGCAGGGCUACUACAAGGUGUACCUGCGGCUGGCGGUGCUGAUGGGCUUCACCUGGGUGACCGGCAUCGCGGCGGGCUACCUCUCCCUGGAGCCCCUCUGGUAUGUCUUUGUGAUGCUCAACACACUACAGGGCGUCUUCAUCUUCCUCGCCUUCACCGUCAGGACCAGGGUGUGGCAGGGCGUGGGUGCCGCCAGCCGCAAGCUGCUGCAGCGAGGCCUGUCCAGAGUGACUCGCCGCCCACCGCAGCUCAACAAUCACGCCUUCGAGCUGAGUCAGACGCCCGAGCACAUCUCCUCCUUCACCCCCACCACCUCCCUGGCAACUACUGAUGAUACAACACCUCCCACGACACAUCCCUGACCUGCCACGGCCGCGGAGCAACAUGGCGGCAGUCUUGACAUUGCAAACAGGUAAAAAAAACGCUUAUUGGCCAGGCCUCUGCACGACUUGCUGCCGAUAGUUCAUCUGUCCGGCCUCUGCAGUGUGUCAGCAUGUCAGCAGGCCACAGGGCGGCAGGUGACCGCCGCAACACUGCGAGGAGGCCCGCCACACAGGACCCGUCGCAGUCUUGCAGCUCACCAGUGUUCGUUAAGCCAAAACACUGGAGACAAUUAUUGUUAUGUAUAGUAUUUAUUUUUGUAACUAACCCGUAUAUGCUCACCUGUAAAUGUCCCGUGUUAAUCAUAAAAACAUUAUCAUUAACAGAGCUUUAAUAUUCAAUAUAAUGUACAAAUGCUCAAUUAUUUAUUAUUCAAUGUGCUGCACAAAUAAUCAAUGGGUAUUGCCUGAAAA
Molecule: messenger RNA, 2913 nt
Organism: Eriocheir sinensis (Chinese mitten crab)
Lineage: Eukaryota; Metazoa; Arthropoda; Malacostraca; Decapoda; Varunidae
Exons: 1
Coding region: 226-2481 (751 amino acids)
Biological process (GO): G protein-coupled receptor signaling pathway; cell surface receptor signaling pathway
Cellular component (GO): membrane
Molecular function (GO): G protein-coupled receptor activity
Source: RefSeq, a predicted model, not a curated record